AUGUCCGACAGAUUGUCUGUAAUAACGUCAAAUGAUAUAAGUGCACGAAUCACGCUUCAAGCAAGAAAACAGGUGGUGAGAACACUGAUAUUGAUAAUGAUUCUAUUCUUUGUGACUAUGUGUCCAAUUCGAGUCGUGAGUUUAUGGCAGAUCUUCACACCAGUAGAAGAACUGGCUCACAUUGGAAUCGAAGCAUACUAUAAUAUCAUAUGGUUUGCAAGACUUAUGAUGUAUCUUAACAGCGCAGUGAAUCCUGUCAUAUACAGUUUGUCAUCGUCAAAGUUCAAAAUGGCUUUUAGGCGAAUUUUAACUCAAUGUCGACCGUGUACUUUAUCAACACGGCCGUCUCCACCUACUACAAAAGUGUUGUACCGGGCUUCAAAAACAAAGCUUGGCUCCAGCAAUGGUGGACAAUGCUACAACCAGCGUGAAGUAGUAAACGGAAGUAAUUAUUUGCAAAGUGGUGAAUUAGAGCUGAAACUGUUAAGUUAA
This is a messenger RNA of Mercenaria mercenaria, 492 nucleotides long. Its product is annotated as neuromedin-U receptor 2-like. Lineage: Eukaryota; Metazoa; Mollusca; Bivalvia; Venerida; Veneridae. The record is from RefSeq and is a predicted model, not a curated record. Gene Ontology annotation, molecular function: G protein-coupled receptor activity. The transcript has a single exon. Gene Ontology annotation, biological process: G protein-coupled receptor signaling pathway. Gene Ontology annotation, cellular component: plasma membrane. The coding region runs from base 1 to 492 and encodes 163 amino acids.